AUGCCGCAAUCCCAAUAUACAGAGGCGGAUACGAUUCGCAUUCUCGUCGCUACUGACAAUCAUGUCGGUUACGAGGAGCGUGAUCCCAUCCGGAAAGAUGAUAGCUGGAAGACCUUCGAGGAAAUUAUGGACCUCGCUCGAAAGGAAGAUGUUGACAUGGUUCUUCUGGCUGGAGACCUCUUUCAUGAUAACAAACCUUCCAGGAAGUCCAUGUACCAUGUCAUGCGAACAUUGCGUAAGAACUGCCUCGGCAUGAAGCCUUGCGAGUUGCAGUUUCUCAGCGACGCCAUCGAGGUGUUCGAUAGCGACGCAUUCGGCCACGUUAACUAUGAAGACCCAGAUAUCAAUAUUUCUAUUCCCGUCUUCUCUAUCCACGGCAACCAUGAUGACCCCAGCGGUGAUGGCCACUUCUGCUCGCUUGAUCUUCUUCAGGUCGCUGGACUAGUCAACUAUUUCGGCCGCAUCCCAGAAUCGGAUAACAUUGCAGCACGGCCCGUCUUGCUUCAGAAGGGCGAGACCAAGUUGGCGCUUUACGGUUUAAGCAACGUCAGAGACGAGCGCAUGUUCAGAACGUUUCGAGAUCGCAAGGUUAAGUGGUUUCGACCUAACGCUCAGUCUGGCGAUUGGUUCAAUCUGCUAGCUGUCCAUCAAAACCAUCAUGCCCAUUCCGCAACGAAUUACCUCCCUGAGAGCAUGCUACCAGAAUGGCUGGACCUGAUCGUUUGGGGACAUGAGCAUGAGUGCCUAAUCGAUCCCUCCCAUAACCCGGAAACCGGAUUCCAUGUCAUGCAGCCGGGAUCUUCGGUCGCGACGUCGCUUGUACCAGGCGAGGCUGUGGCAAAGCAUGUUGCCAUUCUCAACGUCACGGGCAACGAGUUCCAGGUCGAGAAGCGCCGACUUAAGACGGUGCGCCCGUUCAUGACAGGCGAGGUUAUUCUAGCCACCGACAAGAGAUUCAAAGGCCUGGAAAAGAAGAAGGACAACCGUCAAGAGCUUACGAGAAGACUAAUGGCCGUGGUCGAAGAGAUGAUUCAAGAGGCUAAUGCUGAGUGGCUCUCGAUACAGGAGGACGAUUUUGAUGCGCAGCCAUUACCCCUCAUACGCCUAAAGGUGGAAUACACACCCCCUGAGGGCGGUCAGUAUGAUUGCGAGAACCCGCAACGUUUCUCGAAUCGAUUUGCCGGCAAAGUAGCCAAUACGAACGAUGUUGUAUACUUUUACCGGAAGAGAGCUGCGCAGACGAGGAAGGACAAGGUAGAGAUACCCGAAGAGCUGUUGUCAGCAACAGCGGGGAUGGAUUCAAUUCAAGUGGAGAAACUCGUCGAGGAAUACCUUGAAGCUCAAUCCCUGAAGAUUCUGCCACAAGCCCCUUUCGGCGACGCUGUCACACAGUUUGUCCAGAAAGACGACAAGCACGCAAUGGAAGAGUUCGUUAAGGACUCCCUGGAAGCACAGAUCAAGCAGAUGCUGCGCCUUGAGGACGAGGACCCCGACCUCGACAACGCCAUGGAAACCUACAAGGCCAAGGUUGAGCAGCAGUUCAAAGCUGGGGCCUUGAAGAUCGAGCGGAAGAGGAAGCUCAAGCCCAAGCCGGCUGGUUGGGAUUCUGAUCUCGAGGGCCACUGGGACGAUCAACCUGAGGCAUACGAGACCGUUGAAGGAUCUGCUGAAAAAAAAUCACAAGCAACCCAAGGGACGGGCCGGGGAAAGAAAGCAUCGCGAAUCCUGGACAAUAAUGACGAUGAGGAAAUGGAGGGUGUGGAAGAGACGUCGGCCCCUAAACCUAGAGGACGAGGAAAAGCGGCAGCCAAACCUGCACCUGUCAAGGCUCCUGCGAAAGCCCCGGCAAAGGCUCCUGCCAAGAAACCAGCGGCUAAGGGUCAAGGCCGCAAGCCAAUCUUUGAGGAGAGCGAUGAAGAUGAUGACGUCAUCAUGGACGACGACUUUGAGCCUCCCCCUCCGCCCAAACGUGCGGCUGCGACAAGAUCUCAGCCAUCGCGGAGUGCAGCUGCUCCUGCAGCCAAGACGAGGCAGACGAAGUUGAACCUUUCGCAGAAACCGUCUCAGCAGCAGCCCAUGGAGAUUAGUGAUGAUGAGAUAUCGGAUGACCCUUUUGAGUCUAUACCAACCAAAUCGACACGAAAGCGCUAA
This is a messenger RNA of Pseudomassariella vexata, 2151 nucleotides long. RefSeq names its product double-strand break repair protein mus-23. Gene Ontology annotation, biological process: double-strand break repair via nonhomologous end joining; mitotic G2 DNA damage checkpoint signaling; double-strand break repair via homologous recombination. The transcript is spliced from 4 exons. The coding region runs from base 1 to 2151 and encodes 716 amino acids. Lineage: Eukaryota; Fungi; Ascomycota; Sordariomycetes; Amphisphaeriales; Pseudomassariaceae. Gene Ontology annotation, cellular component: Mre11 complex; nucleus. The record is from RefSeq and is a predicted model, not a curated record. Gene Ontology annotation, molecular function: manganese ion binding; 3'-5'-DNA exonuclease activity; DNA endonuclease activity.